Messenger RNA from Salmo salar (Atlantic salmon), 1076 nucleotides. It is a transcript of the gene stx7l, whose product is annotated as syntaxin 7-like. Lineage: Eukaryota; Metazoa; Chordata; Actinopteri; Salmoniformes; Salmonidae. Gene Ontology annotation, cellular component: SNARE complex; endomembrane system; membrane. The record is from RefSeq and is marked provisional. Gene Ontology annotation, biological process: intracellular protein transport; vesicle fusion; vesicle-mediated transport. Gene Ontology annotation, molecular function: SNAP receptor activity; SNARE binding.
AAGGAAGCAGAGUGCAAGCGGGGCAGACUGUCAAGACAGAACUAAGGUCUUCGGGAGACUCCCAAUGCGUCAACCAUGGCCUACCAGUACGGAAAAGUGCGGGACCCAAAUGUGCUUACUCAGACGAUAAUCUCCAACAUCCAGAAGAUAACACAACAAACAUCUGAAAUACAGAGAAUUGUGAAUCAGUUGGGAACACCACAAGACACUACUGAGCUCAGACAGCAACUGCAGCAGAAACAGCAAAAUGUCAACCACCUUGCCAAAGAAACAGACCGAUGUGUGAAGGAAUUUGGCUCUUUGCCUGUCACAACUGAACAGCGCCAGAGAAAGAUCCAGAAAGAUCGCCUUAUCAACGACUUCUCCAAUGCACUGGCCAAUUUCCAAAAGACACAGAGGCAGGCUGCUCAGAAAGAGAAGGAGUUUGUUGCCAGAGUCCGUGCCGAGUCCAGAGUGUCGGGUGGCUUUCCUGACAACAGCUUUGGAGGAAAUGGAAACCCCUUUGAAAGUGGGGGGCAGGCCCAGGUCCAGUCACAGUCUCAGGAGGUGGCCAUCACAGAGGAAGACCUGCAGCUCAUCCAGGAGAGAGAGACUUCCAUCAGACAGCUAGAGUCUGAUAUUACAGAUAUAAAUGAAAUAUUUAAGGACUUGGGAAUGAUGGUCCAUGAGCAGGGUGACAUGAUCGACAGUAUAGAGGCCAAUGUCGAAACUGCAGACCUUCAUGUUCAGAAUGCCACCCAGCAGUUAGCACAGGCUGCAGACUAUCAGCGCAAAUCUAGAAAGAAGAUCUGCAUUCUCAUUGUUGUUCUGGUUGUACUUGCUGUUGUCGUUGGUUUAAUCAUCUGGGCAUCAGUUAAAGGAUGAUGAUGCUUUUCACACACACUUUGGUCCUGGUUUCAUGAUUCUUUAGGACUAAGUUUGAGUUACAAGUCUCAAGGCCAUUGCUUGUAAAAUGAAGACAAAUGCGACAGCUGUCACUUUACUAUACUGAACAAAAAUGUAAACGCAAAAUGUAAAGUUUUGGUCCAAUGUUUCAUGAGCUGAAAUAAAAGAUACCAGAAUCGUUUUCCAUAUGC